Molecule: messenger RNA, 1427 nt
Organism: Cynara cardunculus var. scolymus (artichoke)
Lineage: Eukaryota; Viridiplantae; Streptophyta; Magnoliopsida; Asterales; Asteraceae
Product: dnaJ homolog subfamily B member 1-like
Exons: 3
Coding region: 125-1165 (346 amino acids)
Cellular component (GO): cytosol
Molecular function (GO): protein-folding chaperone binding
Source: RefSeq, a predicted model, not a curated record
GAGGAGUAUGUCGCCAGAAGUUUCUUGAAACCACAAUAAACACAAACACAAGACUCGAAGAAAGCUCCACAAGCAAACCAUAGAUAUACAUUGAGGGAGGCCGAUUUGGGGUCGGCAGGCAGCCAUGGGUGUGGAUUACUAUAAAGUUCUGCAGGUAGACCGCAACGCUAAAGACGAUGAUUUAAAGAAAGCCUAUCGAAAGCUCGCUAUGAAAUGGCAUCCUGAUAAGAACCCUAACAACAAAAAGGAUGCGGAAGCCAAAUUCAAAACCAUCUCCGAGGCCUACGAUGUUUUGAGUGAUCCACAGAAGAGGCAAAUUUAUGAUCAAUACGGUGAGGAGGGUUUGAAGGGGCAGGUGCCACCACCAGGUGCCGGUGGGUUUUCUGGUAUGCCGAGUGAUGGUGGUUCAACAACGUUCAGGUUUAAUCCUCGUAACGCAGAUGACAUAUUUUCUGAAUUCUUUGGGUUUUCUAGCCCAUUUGGAGGUAUGGGGGAGAUGGGAGGGUCUCGUGGAGGACCAGGGGGGCAGUUUCCAAGGAGCAUGUUUGGUGAUGAUAUAUUUUCUCAAUUUAGAGGUGUUGGUGGUGGGGGUGAAAGUUCUGCUAGCAUGCAACCUAGGAAAGGGGCUGCCAUUGAACGCACAUUGCCAUGUAGCUUGGAGGAUCUCUAUAAGGGGACAACAAAGAAGAUGAAGAUAUCUCGGGACGCCACUGAUGCUACUGGGAGACCCACCACAGUGGAAGAAAUUCUUACAAUCGAGAUCAAACCCGGGUGGAAAAAGGGUACGAAAAUAACCUUCCCGGAGAAAGGAAACGAACAACGAGGUGUAAUUCCUUCGGACCUCGUGUUCAUUAUCGAUGAGAAACCACAUUCCGUCUUCAAACGGGAUGGCAAUGAUCUGGUUGCGACCCAAAAGAUAUCACUAGCUGAAGCUCUGACUGGUUACACCGCACAAGUCACAACGCUCGACGGCCGAAACUUGACCAUCCCGAUCAACGCGGUAAUCAGUCCAACUUAUGAAGAGGUGGUGAAAGGCGAAGGGAUGCCGAUACCUAAAGAACCUACUAAAAAAGGGAAUUUGAGGGUGAAAUUCAACAUCAAGUUCCCUACAAGACUUACUUCAGACCAGAAAACGGGGAUCAAGCGACUGUUGACGGCUUCCUGAAGCGGGAAUCAAGUAAGUCGUUAAUGUAUUUUCUGUUUGUUAGCGUUUUUGUGGGCAUCGGAAUCUUAGAACUACAGUUAUUUUAGUUGAAAACAUUCCUUUCGAUCGAUGUUUAUUUUUGAAAGGAAUCUUGUUUAAUUGUGUUACUGUAACUUCUGGCUUUUUUUUUUUUUUUUUUCUGGAGGAACUUGGGAUAGAAUUUGUUGGACAUUUGUUGUGUUAUUAAUCUCCAGUUUAUACAGAAUUCCUCCAUGUUAGAUCA